UUAAGACAAACCCUCUUCCAAGCUGCACCAAACUCAAGCCUUUGUCCUUCUGAAUGCGGGGCUCCCCUUCCGAAUACAGAGGAGUCCACUCGCAUUUAGAAGCACAUCCUGAGGCGUCUCAGCGCCUAAGCAAGACGAGCAGGACAGCAAUGGCGGCUCGACAGAGGGCCGGGGACUACAGAGGUUUCGUGCUGCUCUCCAUCCUCUUGGGGACCCCGUGGAAAAUUCGGGCCGAACAGAUCCGCUACUUGGUGCCAGAGGAGCUGGAGAAAGGUUCCUUCGUGGGCAACAUCUCCAAGGACCUGGGGCUGGAGCCCCGGGAGCUGGCGGAGCGCGGAGUCCGCAUCGUCUCCCGAGGUAGGACGCAGCUUUUCGCUCUGAACCCGCGAGGCGGCAGCUUGGUCACCGCGGGCAGGAUAGACCGGGAGGAGCUCUGCGCCCAGAGGGCGCAGUGUCUGGUGAGGUUGAGCAUCUUGGUGGAAGACAAAAUGAAUCUUUACCCUAUAGAAGUGGAAAUAAUGGAUAUUAAUGACAACGCUCCUAGAUUCUUGACGGAAGAACUAAAUGUAAAAAUAAUGGAAAAUACAGCUCUUGGGGUGCGGUUUCCGUUAAACGAGGCUGGGGAUCCAGAUGUGGGCACGAACUCUCUCCAGCGAUACCAGCUUAGCCCCAAUCGCCACUUCUCCCUGGUUGUGCAAAGUGGAGAGGAUGGAACUAAGUACCCGGAACUGGUUUUGGAGAGGCUGUUGGAUCGAGAGGAAGAGGCGAUUCACCACCUGGUCCUCACCGCCUCUGACGGCGGCAACCCGCCCCGAUCAGGCACCGCACGCAUCCAGGUAACGGUGGUGGAUGUGAAUGAUCACGCGCCUGUCUUCUCUCUGCCCCAGUACCAAGUGACUGUCCCUGAGAAUGUGCCCGUGGGUACAAGACUGCUCACCGUAAAUGCUAUCGACCUGGAUGAGGGCGUCAAUGGGGAAGUGACGUAUUCUUUUCGAAAAAUAACUCCCAAACUUCGACAAAUAUUCCAUCUGAACUCCCUCACAGGAGAAUUAUCAACUUCAGAAGGACUGGAUUAUGAAGAGUCCAGCUUCUACGAAAUGGAAGUUCAGGCUCAAGACGGUCCUGGUAGUCUGGCAAAGGCGAAAGUACUGAUCACAGUUUUAGAUGUGAACGACAAUGCUCCAGAAGUGACGGUGAUGUCGUUAAGCAGCUCAGUCCCUGAAGACACACCUCCUGGGACAGUAAUUGCUCUUUUCUACCUCCAAGAUAGAGAUUCUGGAAAGAAUGGCGAAGUGAUCUGCACCAUUCCGGAAAAUUUCCCUUUUAAGUUAGAAAAAUCAGUGAAGAAUUAUUAUAGACUGGUCACAGCCAAAAAUCUGGACCGGGAAAAACUCUCUGUGUAUAACAUCACACUGAAAGCCACAGACGGUGGAACUCCUCCUCUGUCGAGAGAAACUCACAUCUCCAUGCAGGUGGCCGACACCAAUGACAACCCACCCAGUUUCCCCCACUCAUCCUAUUCAGUCUACAUCCCUGAGAACAAUCCCAGAGGGGCCUCCAUCUUUGUGGUGACUGCACAGGACCCCGACAGUGACGAGAAUGCGCAAGUCACUUAUUCCUUGGCCGAAGACACCAUCCAGGGGUCACCAGUGUCCUCCUAUGUCUCCAUCAACUCUGACACUGGAGUGCUGUAUGCUCUGCAAUCCUUUGACUAUGAGCAGUUUAGAGACCUGCAACUGCAAGUGACAGCACAUGACAGCGGGAACCCACCCCUCAGCAGCAAUGUGACGCUGAGCCUGUUUGUGCUGGACCAGAAUGACAAUGCACCUGAGAUCCUGUACCCCACCCUUCCCACAGAUGGUUCCACUGGUGUGGAGCUGGCACCCCGCUCUGCAGAGCCUGGCUACCUGGUGACCAAGGUGGUGGCGGUGGACAGAGACUCAGGCCAGAAUGCCUGGCUGUCCUAUCGCCUGCUCAAGGCCAGCGAACCUGGACUCUUCGUGGUGGGACUGCACACGGGUGAGGUGCGCACGGCACGGGCCUUGCUGGACAGAGAUGCACUCAAGCAGAGUCUCGUGGUGGCCAUCCAGGACCACGGCCAGCCCCCUCUCUCAGCCACUGUCACGCUCACUGUGGCAGUGGCCGACAGUAUCCCCGAAGUCUUGGCAGAUCUGGGCAACCUCGAGACCUCUGCUAACCCAGACGAUUCGAGUCUCACGCUCUAUCUGGUGGUGGCCCUGGCCGCCGUCUCCUGUAUCUUCCUUGCCUUUGUCAUCAUGCUUCUGGCCCUAAGGCUGUGGCGCUGGCACAAAUCACGUUUGCUUCAGGCUACAAGUGGUGGGUUGGCAGGGAUGCCUGCCUCACACUUUGUGGGUGUGGAUGGAGUGCAGGCUUUCCUGCAGACCUAUUCCCAUGAGGUGUCCCUCACUGCAGACUCGCGAAAGAGUCACCUGAUCUUUCCCCAACCCAACUACGCGGACACACUCAUCAGCCAGGAGAGCUGUGAGAAAAAGGAUCCUUUGUUAACAUCCAUAGAUUUUCACGAAUGUAAGGAUGAAACCUCAAGUAUUCAGGUGAGCUCAGGCCUUCCUUUAUUUAUACAAGGUAUUAAUUUUGCAUGAUAUUUCUCUAUUGUUUUGCAAAACAAGCACUUUAAAGAUAGGGAUUUUAAGAACGUUAAAGAGAUUUUUUUAAAGUUUACUGGUUUAUUUCCG
Carlito syrichta (Philippine tarsier) is the source of this 2714-nucleotide messenger RNA. Its product is annotated as protocadherin gamma-A7. The coding region runs from base 54 to 2621 and encodes 855 amino acids. Gene Ontology annotation, molecular function: calcium ion binding. Gene Ontology annotation, biological process: homophilic cell-cell adhesion. NCBI's taxonomy places the organism in Eukaryota, Metazoa, Chordata, Mammalia, Primates, Tarsiidae. The transcript has a single exon. Gene Ontology annotation, cellular component: plasma membrane. The record is from RefSeq and is a predicted model, not a curated record.